This is a messenger RNA of Hylaeus volcanicus, 1894 nucleotides long. RefSeq names its product mitochondrial chaperone BCS1 (gene Bcs1). The record is from RefSeq and is a predicted model, not a curated record. Lineage: Eukaryota; Metazoa; Arthropoda; Insecta; Hymenoptera; Colletidae. Gene Ontology annotation, biological process: mitochondrial respiratory chain complex III assembly; protein insertion into mitochondrial inner membrane from matrix. Gene Ontology annotation, cellular component: mitochondrial inner membrane. Bases 316 to 1593 code for a protein of 425 amino acids. Gene Ontology annotation, molecular function: ATP binding; ATP hydrolysis activity. The transcript has 7 exons.
AAGGGUCCCGUAAAAUUUCCUAGCACGUUCUGUAAACACAAAAAGAGAUUAUCCAGUAUCGUCUAUUAUACGAUUUUCUUACUUGCUUGAAUAUCAUGUAAUAAAUAAAUACUCGAGUAUUAUUAUAUUAUUAUGGAGUACGAGUAUUAUAUCUAAUCUCAUUCAGAAUAUAACGUAGCACAGUGCCGUGUAUAUCGCGUGGAACAGGUGUUGAAUCCUUGUUACAGUUGGUUACAGUAUUAGACAAGAUAAGAACUCAAUUCAUUUGAUACAUUUGAUACUGGUCAUAUUUUGAGAGAAACAAAUCUUUAUACCAUGACUAUAAUAGAUUACAUGCAAACAUUAUCUGACAAUCCUUAUUUCGGAGCUGGCUUUGGCCUGUUUGGGUUAGGAGCUGGAGCAGCUUUGUUGAGAAAAGGGAUGCAAGCAGGAAUGAUAUUGUUCAGGCGACAUUACAUGAUUACUUUGGAAGUCCCUUGUCGGGACAAAAGCUACCAGUGGCUCCUGCAAUGGAUCACGCAUAAGGGUGCAAGGAAAACCCAACAUCUGUCUGUUGAGACAAGUUUCGAGCAAAAAGAAACAGGUCACAUAAAAACUAGAUAUGAUUUCAUACCAAGUAUUGGAACUCAUUUCUUUAGAUACCAAGGGAAUUGGAUAAGGGUAGAACGAACAAGAGAACAACAAACAAUUGAUAUACAAAUGGGUAUACCAUUCGAGACAGUACAGCUGACAGCAUUUGGAAGGGACAGGAGCAUAUAUUUCAAUAUUUUGGAAGAAGCUAGACAAAUGGCUUUGAAAGAGCACGAAGGCAAAACCAUAAUGUAUACUGCAAUGGGAAGCGAAUGGAGGCAGUUUGGACAUCCUAAGAAAAGAAGACCACUAGAGUCAGUUGUCUUAGACACUGGCGUCGCGGACAGAAUAAUAAGCGACUGUCGCGAAUUUAUAAAUAAUCCGUCGUGGUAUGGCGAUCGUGGAAUUCCAUACCGUCGAGGAUAUUUAUUAUACGGUCCACCGGGUUGCGGUAAAUCGUCAUUCAUUACCGCCUUAGCUGGCGAAUUAGAACGAGGUAUAUGCGUUUUAAAUCUGUCAGAGCGAGGUUUAACGGACGAUCGAUUAAAUCACUUAUUAGCUGUGGCUCCUCAACAAACUAUUAUACUUUUGGAAGAUAUCGAUGCAGCAUUUGCCAGCAGAGAAGAGAGUAGAGAAGUUAAAUCUGCGUACGACGGUUUGAAUAGAGUAACGUUUAGCGGCUUAUUAAACUGUCUGGACGGUGUUGCUUCUACCGAAGCAAGAAUUCUAUUUAUGACAACUAAUUACUUGGAAAGAUUAGACCCUGCAUUAGUUAGGCCAGGUAGAGUGGAUGUAAAAGAAUACAUAGGUUGGUGUAGCAACAAACAAGUGGAGCAGAUGUUUUUACGAUUCUAUAAAAAUAGUGACAAUAAAGCAGAAGAACUUGCUAAACAAUUUGCGGAAGAUGUUAUAUCACAAAAGAAAAAUGUUAGUCCAGCGCAAAUUCAAGGAUUCUUUAUGUUUUAUAAGAACAACCCCGAUGAAGUGCUAAAAAAUAUUUCGCACAUAUGGGAACUCACGUGAUAGGAUGAAUUAUUAGGUACAGACAUUAGCAUUGUAAAGCUUUAUAAUAAAAUGUAUAUAAACGUUGAGACGAAUAUGACAAAGAUAUCAUAGAGCAUUCACGUUCUCAUAUUUAUAUUAAUUAUGCAAUUAGCGCAUCCGCUAAUUUAAUUUCUAAUAAUUUGAAAUUUCUACAUAGAUAAAAACUUCUCACUUUUAUAGCGUUUAUUCCGAUUAUUGCGUUACUAUCGACAUUACCGCAUCGUGAAUGACGAUCCAGAGACAAAAUACAUUGUACCAAAAUAAACAUUGUUGUAUACUA